Molecule: messenger RNA, 399 nt
Organism: Serendipita indica DSM 11827
Lineage: Eukaryota; Fungi; Basidiomycota; Agaricomycetes; Sebacinales; Serendipitaceae
Source: the annotation of a GenBank genome assembly
AUGGAUGGGACGGACGGUGCUCGCAGGUCCGAGCCCUAUGAUCCAUAUCUCCCCCGCGGUGGGAGCAGCAACGGCGCUGGAGGAGCUGGAGGCGCAGGACGUGCUGGUGGAUCAUCGCAGACUGCACACAUCCAGCAGCAGAUUGACGAGACGGUCGGUGCGAUGCGAGACAACAUUGCCCGUGUAGCGGAGCGCGGUGAGCGAUUGGAUGCACUCCAAGACAAGACGGACGGCCUCGCUGUAUCAGCCCAAUCGUUCCGAAAGGGUGCCAACCGGGUUCGCAAGAAGAUGUGGUGGCAAAACAUGAAGUGGACGCUCAUUGUGGGAUUGGGCAUUGUCGUGCUGCUCAUUAUCAUCAUCGUGCCGAUUGUCAACUCGCAGAAGAACGACGGCAAGUAA